ACGCGAAAAGGCUUGCGUUUCGUGACUCGAAUCAAUUCGUUGAAGCACGUAUCUGUAAGUCACGCGUUCGCGAAUGGCCUUCAACUUAAGAUACAAAAGGCAACUGUGUGACGUUCGUCCUCGCGCAAAGUUCUUGAGUGCAUAAAACCCCCAAAGGACACUUUAAGAAGUGCUUUCAGUGUAAACAUUAUUGUUCUUCAAGGACUCUUUUUCGAGAAUCUCACGUCGUCCUAAUUCCAGUGUGGUGCGUUUUCGACAUUUACGGAUAGAACUGCGGCGUUAAUGAUGUCAUAUAACGGAAUAGCAGAAGAAGUGGUGGUGAUACCGUGAUAUUAAGUGGAGAGAGUGGAAAGGCGGUGCAGUGGUGAUUUUCUCGCUACAUAGAAAAAAUUGAUUAAAUACGACUGCCCAACAGAGAAAAACUACAAGAAAAGCUCUGAAUGAUACGUGCGUAUACGCCAGCUACGAGUCAGCUUACGCAUCUAUUGCAAUAUCUCAAGAGGAAAUUCGAAUUCCGGUGAAAGUAAGAAGCACCUUCAAUUUCCACGCUCUAGCAUUCGCGUGUAAGCCCAAGAUCUUCUGGGUAACCUUUAAGUGAAUUUCAUGCACGGUAGCCAACUUCUAUCUCGUCUCCGUAUCUAAAAUCAACAUUACAUUAUCUUUUUGAUGGAAGUCCGCCGAGCGAUGUAAGAAAAGAAAAGCAAUCUAGCGGCGCAAUGGUUUCGUAACAUCGUACAGCACCGCGUAACCAUUAUUCAUCGGAAAACAAAACAAUAGACCAAUAAAACUCUCAAUGAACUUUCUUGUACAAAUGGCCGACUUGAUUCGGCGAAAAGACAUUUAGCAAGUCGUUAGCUGGAUACAUGCGAACACACCUAAUCGGAUUGCAUGAAAAUGUCCAUUUAACAUCGUCGCCUCGGCUAAAGAGCAACAGGUGAACAAAGGCCGGACAAAUGCUAAUUGCCAUGCCAACAGGUUGUUGCUAUGGAACGGAAUCAACGGCGCCCACCUGACGUAAAUGAGGCUCUGUCCUCAAUGCUAUGGACACCAUACGAAAGGACACCCUCGGAAAGUUCCUCAGAUGAUGACGAGAGAUUAAACGCUAAAUUGAAAAAGUCUAAAAGCACCUUCGACUACAAUUUUCCUACUAAAAAUAAUAAUAACACAACUACUAGUACUACUACUCAAUAUGUGCCUUCGUUUAGGAAAAUUCAACGCUAUGACAAUUUUAGAUUUAGCUAUCCGUACUACGGGCCGAUUCCUAUUGUGCAGAAAUGUAUUUCGGAACUGCCAUCCUACGACUCGCUGUACCACAAUAACAUGACACCGGAGCUGACCAGCAUAACAGGGUUACAAAAUGGACGCUUGGUGCAUUCAUUUACGGAUAAUUUUUUGAUCCAGAGUCGUCCCUCGUCCGCUGGAGCAUUAUGCGAUUCGUCGACCGCUUUCCUGGGCCUGACGAGUUCUAUGAGUGGCUUUUCAAACAAUUUUACGGACGAAGAUGACGGUGAAGACUAUGAUGACGAAGAUGAUGAAGAUUUUGAUGAAUCGACGAAUAACAACAAUAAUGGGCCAAUACCGCCCCAAUUGGCAUCAAUGCCGUUCGAAGAACUGGCCCCAACCCCGCCGGGACAACCGAAUUCUUCGAAUGCGGCUGCUGCUAACAUUUCACAAUUACCUGCGUCCACUGCGGAGGAGGCUAAGAAUUGGUACCAAUGGCCAAGAGGCGACCAGAUUGCCGGAGCGGACGCGAUGCAAAGCGACAACAACGGAGACCUACUUCCAGCCAAAAAUAAUAACAUUUCCCAGAGACAGCAGCAGCAACAUUUAAGAAAGUACCAACUCCACCAUGAGCAACAUCGGGAACAACAACAAGCGAGGCAUCAGGCCCAAGACAAGCUUGAUCUCAGGAUGGCUGUGCAAACAAUACCAACACCGUGCCGAGAUCGAGACGUUGCCGUUGACGAGAUACAAGAUUUACCUGAAGAGACUGACCAGCCGGCAACACUAGCUCCGCUAAUAACAAUAGCACCAGAAACUCUAUCUGUAUCUGAACAGUGCAACAAAAACGGGGAGAAACCAGAUACGAAAUGUGUGCGCUCCGUGCAAACCGAUCUUGUCUUCAGUUCAGCGAGACUGGUUGAGACAAACGUUGAGUUCGGGGUUGCGUCUGUGCGUCAGCUCGUCGGUUUGAAUGCAUCCAUUGAUAGUUCCAAUCGGGGCAGCGCGACCGCGUCACCUGGUGAAAGUAGUGCUGUAAAUGUUGUUGAUGUCAAUGACAACGCCAACAGGAUCUGCAUCGAGCGACGACCUUUAAUCCUGGAUGUGCGCAACUCCUUGUUGGCAAUGCGACUGAAUAUUCCCGCCGCCCAGCCUUCCAUCGUCGACCCACUGAAGGGUACGUCGAUAGUGAGCAACAAUAACAAUGGGAAUAACGGUUCCGCGAUCACCACGACCAGUGUCUUUCUACCCUUGAAUGAGUCUUUGAUAUCGAGCAGGAUCUCGCGUAAUAGGAAUGCGAAUUUCGGUGUUAACGCGGUAGUGAAUGCUUCCACGGAAGUGCAUGGCUCGAAUUCAGGUGCUGCAACGACGGCUGCCAGUGCCAUAGUGCAGUCGAAGCCUGGCCUGACGAUCCAGGUUAACCAGGGUGGCGAUAGCCGGGCGACCCGGAGCAGCGGCCCGGGCAGCGCUCACAAUGGAGAAGGAUUCGCGAACAAAUGUGCGGGAAUCAGUGUUGUGAGUUGCUAUAGUGGUUCUACAGUGCCUAAUAGUUCUAUAAAUAAUAGUGUUGCGAAUGUUGUAACGACGUCGACAACAACGGGAACCGCGACCACUGAAACCGCGGAUACCUUCUCUGGCGGCGCUCAUAGUGUAAAUGUCAGCAGCGCUAAUGCCUCGAGUGAAUGUGAUAAUAACAACAGUGCAGUGCACAGCAAUGGAUUACAGCCAUCAGCAGAAACCAGUCAGCAAGAACCAGAUGGAAGUCAGCUGAACCAACAUCGCCCCCUGACUAGGACUUUCACUUCGACCGAAUGCCAGACGGAUGACCUCCCGCUGGUGGACCGAAAUGAGAUUUCGGCAGCGAUUGCUCAGAGUCAAACGGAGGCGCUCUUGUCGCGCGAACAGCGCCGUCGCGAGCGUCGGGAGAGGCGACAGCAAGGCCGUAUCCGCCACCCACAUAUCCUUCCUCCCAUGCACCACCAACCACCCCCGCCUCCUCCCCCACCGAUGAUUCGGCCCAGCAUGCUUCCCGAUAUCCUGCACAGUCAUUUUCCUCCUCCGUAUACGGCCUUGCAAUCGCUAGCGAAUCCUCCACCACCCCCGCCUCCCUCGUCGCUUAUCACACCAGUGAUUUCAACUGUUCCUAUGGCUACGGCCACUGCAGUUAACGACGGACGAUUUACGAUACCACUUCCAGUCAUCCGAAGGUCACCGUCGGAACGUUCUGGAAAAGGAUGCUGCGGGCAAUGGUUUGCUGGACCACCGCUACGAGCGUUGAUCGCUGUAGUGGCGUUGGGUGGUGUAGCAUGUGCCCUUGGUGGAGCAGCUUUGGGAGCGACAGGUUUAGCCGGACCACCUACAUCCCAUUUGACGGCGGCUUUAUUAAUGAUUGGUGUUGGAGUGAUUCUUGUAACGGUCAGCGGAGCAGCGUGGCGUAUGACCGCACCAGGUGGUCCACCGUGCUUAGGCCUAGGGUCAACAGUCGAUUUGGCUCGUUGCGGACGUCGACCGUGUAAUAGUCGUGGUGCACCCCAUGGACUUCUAUAUCCUGAAUUUCAGCAUAGGCCACCGCCACCCUCAUAUCAGGCCAGCAUGCAGGAGUAUCGACUCAGAUUACUACUUCUGGACCGGGAUCGGCAAAAUGGCGUUGUACGGGGCGGUUCACCCCCACCUACUUAUCGAUCGCACGCUGGAAGUUUGCUAAGAGCUCCUCUGAGUACAACAAGGAAUGGAUGUGGUGGACCAGGAUCUGAAUACAGUUUGCCUCCAAGUUAUCGUUCUCGCAACGCCAAUACAAAUACCAUCACAAGCAUAUCACGUCCGCCGACCACAACGCCUGGUAAUGAUUCGAUGGAGUCGUUAGACAGAAACAAUGCGCUCAGUAAUAAUAGCAGCAAUCAAAAUACGUUAUCAUCUUCGAAUAAUGGAAAUGUGCCACAAAACAUCGCGACAACUGCAACAUUAAUCGACCAACUUCAAAACACGGUGUCCUUGAUUCCUGAAACGACAUCAUCAAUUCAAGUCAAUUUUCCAAGUAGCACGUCUGCAACGAUGGCAACAUCCAUAACAACAUCAACGACACCAUCCAUAACCAAAGAAUCGGUCCACACGAUAGCGAUAGAAGCUGCUGGUGCUGCGCGACCCAACGAACAACAACACUUUUCAUCAAAUCAAAGCCAAAACCUUAACGAAAAACUUAAUCCUAGAGUUACUAAUAGUAAUAACAAUAAUAUUAAUUAUAAUAACAUUAGGACUAGCAAUUCUGUAAGCAGUAGUAGUAGUAGUAGCGUUAGUUGUACAAAAACUUCUGGUAGUCCUUCGAAAUCAAUGGCGUCGACGAUUCUAACAACAAUGGCUUCAACUGGUGCCAAAGCGACGACUUCUAGGAACGAACAAUCAUCUGCGCCCACCAGCAGUCGCAAGGAAUUGGUAACUAUCGUGACCAUUUCUGCAUCACAGGAGCCAGAAACGUCUCCUUCUGAAAUGGAAAUCCUUGCGCAUUUGUAGCGGAUUGUAGUCAAGAUUGUGGUCAUUUAGCGGAGACAUUCAUGAAUGGAGAAGAAUCGCCACAAUUCCUUGCGUUUGUAAUCCUUGUAUUUAUGAAAUUACUUAGAUUACUCCCUAGUUUGUCACUCCCUUUGUAAUCACCAUUUUCUAUCUUCAACUUCAGAGCCGAAUGGCUUGCAUAAUAGUCCUGCGGCAUUGAAAUAUACGGGAUGGAGGUUUAGAUCUGUGUUCAUUUAGUUCUUUGUUGCUACAUUCAACAGAUGUUGUGUUGCAUUUGAAAUAUGAGAAAAUGGGAAAAUUCUGCUCUAGUUGAAAUUGCACCACAUAAUUUGCCCUUGUGUGAACUCUUUUGAUUUUGGUUGUGUUUUCACACCAAUUGCCUUUGAUAAAUUUUGAUUCCAGUAUCUAUAUCUGUGCCCCGGUUACAACUUAGAGGCAACUUGCUAAAUGUCGCAAUUAACACGUUGGUCAGCGGUAAUCGGUUGCAGAGUGUGUCAUAGUUCAUGCAUGUGAUAAACGUGUUGACCUGGAAUGUGGCACUACAACUUUAAUUGAUAUGUAGCAUCCAAAUCUUCUAUUGUCGAGAGUUAGAAGAAACUUGGAUAAAUAUCUUUUCCCAUGUAAAAUAUUCUCUGUAUAUUAAAUUCAGUUAUUUAAUACAAUUGGUGGGAAAAGUUGUUCCCUGAAAUCUGGAAUGUAGUCACUGCACAACUUUUCUGGAUCCACUGUAAAACCCAAAGCUGUUUUAAAUGAGAGAAUUAUCUGAUAUCCUUUGUUGUUUCAUUCCAUUUAUGUGUAAACAGAAUGACGAUGAACUUGCAUCAUAUGCAACUCAAUGGAAUUUUUCGCUAUGGUAUUUCCGACCGAAUUUUCCCAUUUCGCUUUAUGAAUCAACGAUUGGCAACGUUGAUGGAAUACUUUUCACUGCCUUCCCACAUUGCUAAUUUGUAAUGUAAAUCUACCUAUAAAUCUAUAGAUAGGUAAUUAAUAACUUACGUGAUAAAGUUGCAAACAUGAUUAUUGCAUAGUUUUCAAAUUUGUGUUUUAAGAGAAGAUAGUUACUGGUAACAACACCCAAAACUGCAUCAACUCCCUUCUGAGAUACUUUACGCCUAUUCUAAUUCAAACCGAGGAAAGUAACAAUUCCUGCUAAACCAUGCUACAUACUUAGCUUUUCAAACAAUAGAGAAGAACUACGAAUAAAAGACACAACGUUAUUAAUAGGAUUUGCAUUGCGCAGGUAUCCUUUCACCCCCAAAGUUAUUUGUAGCCUUGUAGAGUAUAUUUUUUGAGAAACGAUGAUGAAGACAUAUUACGAGAAUUAUGUAUAUUCAAAACUGUAUGUAUUAAAAUAAAUAUAAAUGAAUAUUCUUUAUUUCUAAUAUUUUAGUUAGUUUUGAUAAUAAAUAUUGUAGGAAAAAUGAGUGAAAGCAAAAUUAUGAAUGCGGUAUUAUAUUUUAGGUAUAUAUCUACAUAUGUAUGCAAAACAAAUAUAUAACUGGAUUAUAUUGUUUUAAUCGUUUGUAAUAUUUUUUCCGCUGUAUAUAUUGUUUGAUAACACGAAGGAAAAAUACUAAAAAUAAACGUUAAUCUGAAAAG
This is a messenger RNA of Hermetia illucens (black soldier fly), 6327 nucleotides long. Its product is annotated as mucin-5AC-like. The transcript is spliced from 8 exons. The record is from RefSeq and is a predicted model, not a curated record. Lineage: Eukaryota; Metazoa; Arthropoda; Insecta; Diptera; Stratiomyidae. Bases 985 to 4728 code for a protein of 1247 amino acids.